UAGCCGUUAAUUCUUCUCUAGUCUCUACGCCUACGCUUGCACAACCCUUUCGGAAUUCAGACCCCCCAGCCAGCCUCGUGAAUGCAAAUCCCUGGCUCCUAAUCGGAUAAGAUCACCAUGGUCAAAGUCAGACAAGGCCCAUCUCCCUCAAACAGAGACGCAACCACCAAAUACUAUUAAGAAUGGUCGUCAAUGUCGCAUCAAGGAAGGAAUACCAACAGGCCAGAUUAUUUCCACAUCUAGUAUUUAUCUAUUAUUUCCCUUUUUAGGGGUGUUACCAUAUAUUUGUCUACUGUUUCAUAGCUUUUGUCAAGAAUUGGGUCUUUCUAGUAUUUGUAGGCCACGAAUCGCUUAGUGGGUUAUCAAAAGUUCUAACCUUGAUGGUCGAAAGUUAUAGGGGAAUUCACGCUUUAUAUGGGUAUUCGUUUGAGAUUUUUGCGGAUGGAAGAAUUUUCUUUUCUCGCCGGCAGUUUUGGAGGUAUAUAUUUGGCAUAUUAUUAUUAUUAUUACUUAAGAGUUUUUGGGAAAGAUCCCACAGUUGUUCUUCGUGCAGUUCUCUUGCUCCAGUUGGGAUUUGCUGGAAAGGUAAAUAGAUUUUCUGUGGCAAUCUGAUUUCAGUCUGUGUGGUUACAUUCAUGUCAAUUUACCAAUCUCUCUUGGAGAGUUUCAGUGAAGAUUAAGCUCCUGAAUCAUGGAGAGUCCUUACGAAACAUCACGCAAUGGUAAUGGUGAAGAAGCCCAUUCUGGCAGUCUCCAGAUUAUUAAAUACACACCAUUUCGACCCUGCUCCAAAUUGUCGUCUCCUUGGUUUGAUUUGAGAGUCUUCUAUGUUAGAGUGAGUAAUUUCCUGGUUGAUGAUUCAACCCCUGAGUCUCUCACUCUCAUCCAUAUCCCCCUAAACCCUGACACCUUUUUGGAGAUCAAUGGUUCUAGAAGUAGUGUUUAUUCUGAUGGUGUAUCUUCACUCCUAAGAAGAAAUCGAGUGGACAAAAAGUCAGAAGAAGCCACAUUUGUGAGCACCGACAGUGUUAGGUUAACGGGGAGUGUGAAAUUCGAGCUGUUCGAUAAGGAGGAUCUCAUUCUGUCAGGGGUUUUGGAGAUGUCUAAUAGUAAUGGUUUCACUGGAGAGAGUAAAGGUAAUGAGAAGCGAUGGAGCAUGAAUUGUGACUCGGUGAUGACUGCUGGCUCCGGCUUCUUGAAGGGGAAACAUAUUUCGAGUCAUGAGUUAUCAUUACCAACAAUAGAGGUUUAUAUCGCUGGCUGCUUCUCAGGGAAACCAGUCAUCUUAACUAAGAUUUUGCAGCUUAGUUUCUGGAAAAAGCAUAACAGGAUGGGUGCACUGGAUGUGAUCCCAGAGUAUGAUACGACUGAUCAGUCCCAGAAAGAUUCGCCACCCGGUCAUGAUCUUCAGAUGGCAGAAUAUGGAGACUACAAACCUCAAGCCGAUGAAGACUACAGCAACAUAUACCGGUGGAGGACAGGAUACAUGGAGGGUGAAGACGGUGAACUUUCAUGGUUCAAUGAUGGUGUGAGGGUUGGUGUUGGAAUUGGACUAGGCAUAUGUCUGGGAAUUGGUAUAGGAGUCGGCUUGCUGGUGCGUACUUACCAAACAACCACUCGAAACUUCAAGAGGCGACUUUUGUGAUUCUUGUCAGUUCCCUCUGUCCAUAGGCAGCUAACUUCUUGUUUAUGGUACAACCACAGAUUUCAGUAGUUUCUUCGUGUCCUAAUUGUUCUUUCCCCUUUUCCCCUCAUUUCUUUGUUCUUUGCACAGUUAUAUGAUAGGGAUCCUAGCAAUAGUUGUCCCACGCACAGGAUUCAUUUGCAUGUGAUUCCUGUCUGAAAUGAUCUCUAAAUGUGUCAUGAUACUUGUUUUGUACGUGAAUUUCAUGUGUAUCAGAGAUGGUGUCUACAUGACUUCUUUUGUACAUGAAAAGUCUACAUGAAUUAAAGCAAUAGAUUUUAUUAAGAUUUUGGUUCU
Tripterygium wilfordii is the source of this 1981-nucleotide messenger RNA. RefSeq lists its product as uncharacterized. NCBI's taxonomy places the organism in Eukaryota, Viridiplantae, Streptophyta, Magnoliopsida, Celastrales, Celastraceae. The transcript has 4 exons. Bases 692 to 1645 code for a protein of 317 amino acids. The record is from RefSeq and is a predicted model, not a curated record. Gene Ontology annotation, molecular function: phosphoglycerate dehydrogenase activity.